Bemisia tabaci is the source of this 2961-nucleotide messenger RNA. It is a transcript of the gene arm, whose product is annotated as armadillo. Gene Ontology annotation, biological process: cell adhesion. The record is from RefSeq and is a predicted model, not a curated record. Gene Ontology annotation, molecular function: cadherin binding. Lineage: Eukaryota; Metazoa; Arthropoda; Insecta; Hemiptera; Aleyrodidae.
GUAAAUUGUGUUUACUCAAUCUAGGCGACGCAAAUGGCGGCCGCAGUCUUGGCUCAUUUGUUGUGAUUGACAAUUUGUGUUUUUCCCGUGGUUUUUCAAAGUAAAUAAUCGAUUUUUAUGUGUUUCUUUACAAGUUGAGCUCUUUACGCUUCUUGAGUGAAUAGCGUUGAGCUUCAGCAACAAUGAGUUAUCAGAUGCCCAAUCGGCAAAUGUACCAGGGCAAUGACCCUGGAAAAGAAGAACAAACGCUCAUGUGGGCUCAGAAUGCCUACAUGGCAGAUUCAGGUAUUCAUUCUGGUGCGACUACCCAGGCUCCAUCUGUCAAAGAUGAAAUCGAUAGCGACCAGUUGAUGUUCGAUUUGGAUCAUGGAUUCACUCAAGGAUUCACCCAAGACCAAGUUGAUGAAAUGAACCAACACUUGAGCCAAACUCGUGGCCAGCGAGUGCGAGCUGCCAUGUUCCCGGAAACCUUAGAAGAAGGAAUCGAAAUUCCUUCAACACAGCUGGACCAAACGCAGCCAACAGCUGUUCAGCGUCUUACAGAACCAUCGCAAAUGUUGAAGCAUGCUGUUGUCAACCUCAUUAAUUAUCAGGAUGAUGCUGAUUUGGCUACCCGCGCUAUCCCAGAAUUGAUCAAACUGUUGAAUGAUGAAGAUCAGGUGGUUGUGUCGCAGGCAGCCAUCAUGGUGCACCAACUAUCCAAAAAAGAAGCUUCUCGGCAUGCUAUCAUGAACAGCCCUCAGAUGGUGGCAGCCUUAGUUCGAGCAAUAUCCAAUUCUAAUGAUUUCGAAACCACCAAAGUUGCUGUUGGCGCUCUACACAAUUUGUCACAUCAUCGUCAAGGUCUCCUUGCAAUCUUCAAAAGCGGCGGAAUUCCAGCAUUAGUAAAACUUUUAAGCUCUCCUGUGGAAAGUGUGCUUUUCUACGCCAUCACAACCCUCCACAACUUACUUCUGCAUCAAGAAGGAUCUAAAAUGGGCGUUCGUCUUGCCGGUGGGCUUCAGAAGAUGGUCGCACUUCUCCAACGCAACAACGUCAAAUUCUUGGCUAUUGUCACUGACUGUUUGCAGAUUCUAGCUUACGGAAACCAAGAAAGCAAACUUAUCAUCUUAGCCUCUCAAGGACCCAUUGAAUUGGUCCGUAUUAUGAGGAGCUAUGACUACGAGAAGCUACUUUGGACUACUUCUCGCGUUUUAAAAGUGCUGUCUGUGUGUCCGAGCAACAAGCCAUCGAUUGUGGAGGCUGGAGGUUUGCAGGCGUUAUCCAUGCACCUCGGUCAUCCCAGCCCAAGAUUAGUUCAAAACUGCCUGUGGACUCUGCGAAACCUCUCCGAUGCUGGCACAAAGGUUGAUGGAUUGGAAGGCCUCUUGCAGUCCUUGGUUCAACUCUUAGGUAGCAACGAUAUCAAUAUUGUAACCUGUGCUGCCGGAAUCCUCUCCAACCUAACAUGCAACAACCAGCGCAAUAAAUUGACUGUCUAUCAAGUGGGUGGGGUGGAUGCUCUUGUUCGAACAAUCAUCAAUGCUGGCGAGCGUGAAGAAAUUACUGAGCCAGCGGUCUGCGCUCUGCGACACCUCACCUCCCGUCACCCUGAAUGUGAACUGGCGCAAAAUGCUGUCCGCAUUAACUACGGCAUCCCUGUUGUGGUCAAACUGUUACAACCCACCUCCAGAUGGCCAUUGGUGAAAGCAGUUGUUGGUCUUGUUCGUAACCUAGCUCUCUGCCCAGCAAAUCAUGCCCCCCUCCGAGAAAACGGGGCCAUUCAUCAGUUAGCAAGGCUUCUCAUUCGUGCAUUCCAAGAUACUCAACGUAGCAGGUCAAGUGUUGCCAGCACAGGUAGCCAACAGGUAGGGGGAGCUUAUGCGGACGGUGUUAGAAUGGAGGAAAUUGUCGAAGGCACAGUUGGCGCCCUUCAUAUUCUGGCACGUGAGUCGCAGAACAGGAGUGUGAUACGAGCGCAGAUGGUCAUCUCCAUUUUCGUUCAACUUCUGUUCAAUGAGAUCGAGAAUAUCCAGCGUGUCGCUGCGGGAGUUCUUUGUGAGUUGGCCACAGACAAGGAGGGUGCUGAGAUGAUCGAACAAGAAGGCGCUACAGCACCAUUGACUGAGUUGCUCCACUCGAGGAAUGAGGGUGUUGCUACCUACGCUGCUGCAGUGCUAUUCCGCAUGUCGGAAGAUAAGCCGCAAGAUUACAAAAAACGACUGUCCAUGGAGUUGACGAAUUCACUCUUGCGUGAUGACCAAAUGUGGACAGCGGAUGAUCUGGGCUUGGGCCGCGAUCUUCAGGAUAUGUUAGGCCCAGAUCAGGGUUAUGGGGCGAAUCUGUACGGGCAGACACCGAGCACCAACGGACGACGCUUCCAGAGUGCAGGUUAUGACCAGAUUCCCGUAGACAUGCAAGGACUGGACAUAGAUCCACGAAAUGACAGCAAUUACAGUCCAUUAGAUGGGGUGGACUUAAAUUUCGACCAGCUUGACGAACUACCGCAGCCGCCACAAGACAACAAUCAGGUUGCAGCAUGGUACGAUACAGAUCUCUAGUAUGGUUCACUCUAAUGGAAAUCGUUGAUGAAUUACUUUGUAAGUGUUUUCAAAAUUACAUGCCUAUAUAGCAUGAGCUCAGCUGAAGGGAUUAAUGAUUUCGGUGCCAAAUCAUCCUGCACCGAGUUGUGCUGGGUCCUCUUCUGCUGACAUUGGUUAUAUUGCAGCAUGUAUCCUUCACAUCCAAAUGUAUGUUUAUACUAGAUUUAAUUGUUGUCUAAUUUAUCGAUUUUCUAUGGAAAUAUUUAUAUGAAUUGACUCUACUCUCCUUAAUUUAUAUACUUCCUUUGUGCUUUCUUAUCUCAAUUUUCUUUUCAUAUCAAUUUUUAUCUUGUCUCAUUUUUUUCGUAUCAGUGUCAUGUCUCUCAUGAUUUUAUCGAUUUUAUCAAUUUUAUUGUAAUCAUAAUAAAAACGCUAUGAA